GAGACAUUUCCAUUCCUUAUAUGCAAAUGAACGGGGCGUGGUUAGCUCACAGGUCCAGAGACCCAGACCAAAGCAACAGCACCACACUGACUACUCGAGAAGAGGAAGAAAAUGGAGGAGAAGGACUAUAAGGCAAACUACUAAAUGAAAAUAACAACAUGGAAGACGUCGGUGGGCUCCAAGACUUAACUGGUUCUUAUCUGGUCUUCUCUGGUCUUAUCUGGUCCGCCCAAUGCUGCUCUUCUGAGAGCAACCGCUCUGACAGCUCUCUCUAGUCUCUACUGGGAAACAGCUAAAAGUCCUUCUGGAGGCUUUGCAUUUGAACUCCUAUGACUGGUUGCGGACUUGAAGGGAACGCCUUCCUGACAUCCAGGAAAAAGUUUUAUUGGACAGGCAGUAGAGAUCUACUGGAAACAGUGGAGAGGGAGGAGAUGAUAUGCAGCAUACGGCCCAGCCGGAUGGUUGCUGCUCCGUGUGGAACGUGUCCUAUCAGAAAGGAUCAUGCCAGCCCACAUCAAACACCUGAUCAAGAGCUUGUGAACCUCACUGCUGCAGACACCUGUGUGAUAUUCCACUCUGACUGGAACCCUCAAAAUUACCUGCAGGCUCAAGCUCAGUGUCAUCGUUUUGGCCAGUCUAAGGCGGUGGAGGUGUACCGUCUGAUCACUAGAAACUAUGAGAGGGAAAUGCUGGAUAAAGCUAGUCUGAAGCUCGGGCUGUCCCGUCCUGCAGAGCAUGAGUGGCAACAACAACGGGCCGGUCCAGCAGUUCUCCAAGAAGGAGAUCGAGGACCUGCUGAGGAAAGGAGCCUACGCCGCCAUCAUGGACGAGAACGACGAAGGCAAUCGCUUCUGCUGGACAUCGACCAGAUCCUGCAGCGAAGAGCCACCAUCAACACCAUCACCAGUUUGCUUCAAGCAGUGGCUGCACGAGAAAGACGUGGAGGACCAAGAAAUGCUGGCCAGAUUGGCAAAGACCGGAAGAUACAGAACAGAGAAGAUAAUGGAUAUUAACAAGAAAAAUUAAAAAAGUUUAUAAUUUCUUUGUUGCUGUUUACAUUUUGAAUUAUAUUUGUUAUUUUUAAAUCAAAUGCAUCUUUUUUAGAUGAUAUAUUUAUUUAGAUGUAGGUUUUUUUUGUAAUAUUAUUGUAUUAAGUAUAAUUUAUUAAA
Molecule: messenger RNA, 1169 nt
Organism: Gymnodraco acuticeps
Lineage: Eukaryota; Metazoa; Chordata; Actinopteri; Perciformes; Bathydraconidae
Product: chromodomain-helicase-DNA-binding protein 8-like
Exons: 7
Coding region: 330-1013 (227 amino acids)
Source: RefSeq, a predicted model, not a curated record